Molecule: messenger RNA, 1521 nt
Organism: Saccharomyces eubayanus
Lineage: Eukaryota; Fungi; Ascomycota; Saccharomycetes; Saccharomycetales; Saccharomycetaceae
Gene: MKK1
Product: mitogen-activated protein kinase kinase MKK1
Exons: 1
Coding region: 1-1521 (506 amino acids)
Biological process (GO): protein phosphorylation; regulation of fungal-type cell wall organization; cell integrity MAPK cascade
Molecular function (GO): ATP binding; MAP kinase kinase activity
Source: RefSeq, a predicted model, not a curated record
AUGGCUUCACUAUUUAGGCCCCCAGAGUCGACGAAAUGCAACCCAAAUUCUCCGAGACUAAAACUGCCCUCCCUAAGGAAUAACCAGUUAGAUGAUAGUAAUAUAUAUUCGAUAUCUAACGGGAGCUCUACCACAGGCCAUACUCCAGAGCCGUUGACUUCUUCCACAUCCACGCUAUUUUCUCAACAUCGAACUUAUUCAAGCGAUUCCUCCAUGGCUCUAAACACCAUAAAGAAGAGGCCUGCUCCACCAUCUUUAACUUCAUUGAGCACGAGCACACUACCUACAAGCAAAACGCGACCCCCCCUUGCGCCUAUUACCGAUGUAUCAGACUCCAGGCAGGAUCUAGAAUUGAAACAGAAAGCAAUAGUCGCAAGUGAGCCUUCGGAUAGUAGUGAUAUGAUCUCUCCGUCGAUAGCAAGCCCUUUUUCACAUACGAACACAUCUUCUCCCUAUCUUAGAACUGACCUGAACAAUUCGGUGGAGUCUGAUUUUUCAAAUUUGAUAUCGGCAUAUGAACAAAGCUCAAGUCCGAUUAAGCCAUUACCUCGUCAGACUGCAACACCUACUGAACCAUAUACGAACUUGAACAGCGCGCAAGACGUCGAUCAACUGGAUGAAAACGGUUGGAAAUAUACUAACUUGAAGGAUAAAAUAGAGACUCUAGGUGUCCUGGGAGAAGGCGCAGGUGGAUCUGUGUCCAAGUGUAAACUGAAAAAUGGAUCUAAGAUAUUUGCUUUGAAAGUAAUCAAUACAUUAAAUACAGAUCCUGAGUUCCAAAAACAAAUAUUCAGAGAACUACAAUUCAACAAAAGUUUUGAAUCCGAAUAUAUCGUACGGUAUUAUGGAAUGUUUACAGAUGAUCAAAAUUCCUCAAUAUACAUUGCUAUGGAAUACAUGGGCGGCAGAUCAUUGGAUGCAAUUUACAAAAAUUUAUCAAACCGUGGAGGUAGAAUCGGUGAGAAGGUUCUUGGGAAAAUCGCCGAAGCAGUGCUAAGAGGACUAUCGUAUUUGCAUGAAAAGAAAGUUAUUCAUAGAGAUAUCAAACCACAAAACAUUCUUUUGAACGAGAAUGGACUGGUGAAGCUUUGUGAUUUCGGAGUCAGCGGAGAAGCCGUAAACUCGCUAGCUACAACUUUUACUGGGACUUCCUUUUAUAUGGCUCCAGAAAGGAUUCAAGGCCAACCAUAUAGUGUUACAUCUGAUGUGUGGUCACUUGGAUUGACAAUUUUAGAAGUGGCGAAUGGGAAGUUUCCUUGCUCUUCAGAGAAAAUGGCAGCGAAUAUAGCUCCGUUUGAACUAUUAAUGUGGAUCCUAACAUUCACUCCCGAAUUGAAGGACGAUUCCGAAUCCGGUAUUAUAUGGAGUCCAUCAUUCAAAUCUUUCAUCGAUUAUUGCUUGAGGAAGGAUAGUCGUGAACGCCCUUCCCCCAGACAGAUGAUAAGUCACCCCUGGAUAAAGGGACAAAUGAAGAAGAAGGUCAAUAUGGAAAAAUUUAUCAAGAAGUGCUGGGAAGAUUAA